Molecule: messenger RNA, 296 nt
Organism: Physeter macrocephalus (sperm whale)
Lineage: Eukaryota; Metazoa; Chordata; Mammalia; Artiodactyla; Physeteridae
Product: 60S ribosomal protein L39
Exons: 1
Coding region: 45-200 (51 amino acids)
Biological process (GO): translation
Cellular component (GO): ribosome; cytosolic large ribosomal subunit
Molecular function (GO): structural constituent of ribosome
Source: RefSeq, a predicted model, not a curated record
UCUCUUGUCCGCCAUCCUAUGUGCGCUUGGAUUUGCUCCUCGCCAUGUCUUCUCACAAGACCUUCAGGAUCAAGCGAUUCCUGGCCAAGAAACAAAAGCAGAAUCGUCCCAUUCCCCAAUGGAUUCGAAUGAAAACUGGUAAUAAAAUCAGGUACAACUCUAAGAGAAGACAUUGGAGAAGAACCAAGCUGGGUCUAUAAUGAGCCUCACAUAUGAAGUGGCACACAUUAUCGGAACAUCACUAGUGUCUGUAACAGCUGCCUGUGUUUGAUGCUCUCUCCUCUUUUCUUGAUCUU